Messenger RNA from Psilocybe cubensis, 1671 nucleotides. RefSeq lists its product as uncharacterized. The record is from RefSeq and is a predicted model, not a curated record. Lineage: Eukaryota; Fungi; Basidiomycota; Agaricomycetes; Agaricales; Agrocybaceae. The transcript is spliced from 9 exons. The coding region runs from base 1 to 1671 and encodes 556 amino acids.
AUGGGAGGCUAUUGGCGCCCCUUGAAUGUCGUCGCAGUCCUAUUGACCUCUCUCUACUGUAUUCAAGACGUCUCUGCUACAGCCGCUCCUUACCUUAAUCCUGGCUUUCAAUUCGUUUAUGACAAUGGCAAUCAGGCGCUACCGAUACCUGUGACGACUCAGUGUGAUAAAGUACGGUUGAGAUGGUCAAGGGAUACGAACAGUACAGGUCCUCUACCCGUAGCGCCAUAUUCUCUAUUGGUGUUCACCUCCACCUCCUCUAUUCCUUACUCUAUCUCAGCGGGAUUCGGUCCCACAUUUGAUUUCCAAGUUCCCUUCGCCCCGAAUACGCAAUAUCAAAUAUGCAUGUUCGACACCAACGGAGUCUCCGGGGGUUGCCAACAAAGAUACACAGUCAUAGCCAGCAAUUCCAGCACCGCUCCAACUUGUCAAAAUGUUACUGCUCCCUCAGAGCUGUCAGUGUCUGCUACUGUGCCAACAGGCGCGAUGUCCCAGUUUAGUUACAUCGAUCAAUGUAACAGUCUAACCGUAACACCUAAGUCUGGGUCGCCUCCCUACACAUUAACGAUUGCUCCAGAUUACCACCCACCGUACAAUAUUACAUCUAAUUCCAUGGAUCCAAUUUCGUGGCAAGUUUCUUUGCCUGUCGGUUUCCGGUUCUUUCUGUCAUUGACAAGCUCUGACGGUUCGUUGUGGGCCAAUGGUCCGAUGCGUGUGGGCGGUUUGGGCCCAAGCGACUGUCUCGUACCUGGCAGCGUGAGCAAGAGUCAUUUCGAAAGUAUCGUUAUUGGCGCUAGCAUUGGGGGCCUAUUCUUUGGCGUAGCCGCGGGCGCACUCGCUUACUUCGCUUACCUGAAAUUUAUUCGCCGGCGGAAGAAAUCUCCCUCUCAAUCAUAUCUAGCUACCGCAUACGCCUCUGGAAACAAUCCCUCAAGGCCAUUGACAGCACCUUCGUUGAUCGGUGGGUCAACCAUUGUCACACGGACGGCCCCGUCAAUAGUCUCCUCCAUGCCCACUCUGGCAAUGCCCGCUAUGCCCUUGCCUACAACGCCACCAACACGGAGCGCCGAGUUACCGCUUGAGCCUGUCCGACACCCUUCGUCGGUCAGGAGCAGAAGGCCAAAUCGCUCCGUCGACCCCUACGACCUCUCCAUCCGAAGCGACGCCGAGUCUGUCGCCUCCCGCGGACAGUCUUCUAUCGCACCAACAUUGGUGUCCAACAAUAAUAAUAACAGCAGCAGUAACAAUUAUCCGUUGGACGUCAAGCGCCCGUUACCUCCCAGUCCAGGUGCAGUCGACACAUCGUUUGGCGCCGAUACGACGGCUGAAUCGAUGGUUUCAUCGUCCUCGUAUAUUACUCACACCCCAUCUCCACCUCGAGGUCGUCCGGUAUCGGUACAAUCUCGCGCCCCGACCUAUGUUCCUCGGUCAACUAAUUUAAGAGGGGCCGCCCAUACCAUUAACGAAACAGAAGACGGUGAAAUGGGGGAGCUGCCACCAGAAUAUGGACGGCAUACGAAUGAUCCGUCUUUGAAUUAUGCCCCUUCCGUUCUUUCGUCUGGAAAUCGCUUUAACCUGGUCACAGCCAAGGUUGUAACACUAUCUUUCACCAUUAUGUCCCUGUCUUUUUGGUCUUCCGCAAGAAGAGCCCUUACCGUCGCUACUAUUUGA